This is a messenger RNA of Sarcophilus harrisii (Tasmanian devil), 5197 nucleotides long. It is a transcript of the gene RNFT1, whose product is annotated as ring finger protein, transmembrane 1. Gene Ontology annotation, cellular component: endoplasmic reticulum. Lineage: Eukaryota; Metazoa; Chordata; Mammalia; Dasyuromorphia; Dasyuridae. Gene Ontology annotation, biological process: positive regulation of ERAD pathway. Gene Ontology annotation, molecular function: ubiquitin protein ligase activity. The coding region runs from base 520 to 1722 and encodes 400 amino acids. The record is from RefSeq and is a predicted model, not a curated record. The transcript has 9 exons.
CUUGACCCACUUUGGUAUUCGAAUCUCAGAGCUUCUUUUUUACCGCGAGGGGGCGGUUAUUUAUUGUUUGAUUGGUUUAAAUAGCUUGGGGGGGAGGAGAGUUAGGGACGGUUUAUGAAGCGAGAAACGCGUCUCCACUCCAUCCGAACCCUCCCUUCCCCGUUCUCCUAAUUUCCGCCACCUCAUUCCCUUUCUCCGCCCCCCUCUUGCCCCGCCUUCCUGGGGCGCCUCGCAGCGUGGCUGUCGUAGACGCGUGCGCGAUCCUCACGUUCCGGGAGCGCGCGCGCCGCCGCCCCCGCCUCUUCAAGUCGGGCACUGCCGUGCCAGUCGUUGGCUGCGGGAGGGCGGCGGUGAUGACGGCCUGGCGUGACGGGCCCUCUGCGGCAGCGCCUCCUCCUUCUCCUGCCGCCGCCGCCGCCGCCGUCACCACCGCCACCGAGGCCUCGUCAGACUCAUCAUGAGAGGAGAUAUAACCCUCAAACAAAUAAAUCUGGAUCAAAGGAAAAGCAGUCUAAGGCCAUGCAAGCCAGCUGUAGUCAUCUUCACAAUCUGCCAGGAACUGGAGGCAGUGAGACUGCCCCAGCUUCUCAUUGUGCCCAUUCUGUAAGAAUGACUGGUGAAGGUGCUUGCCAUCAUCCUGGAGAAAUUCACAUCCAGAUAAGCGCUGUACCUGGAGAGUGUGGUGAAAGUCUGAGCCCUAGAAACCUAAGAUCUGCUUCCCAAAGCAAUACCCAAGGCUGCAUACACAGUCGAUUAAGGAGUCAUUCACACAAUGAAGCAAGGCAACCUGAUGAUGUUACCAUGGACCCCGGAGAAAAUGGAAGCAGUUCUAUCUCUGAGUUUCGCUAUCUGUUCCGUUGGUUGCAGAAAAGUCUUCCAUAUAUUUUGAUUUUGUGUGUCAAACUUGUAAUGCAGCAUAUAACAGGCAUUUCUCUUGGAAUUGGGCUGCUAACAACUUUUAUGUAUGCAAACAAAAGCAUUGUAAAUCAGGUUUUUCUAAGAGAAAGGUGCUCAAAGGUACAGUGCGCUUGCUUACUGGUAUUUUUAGCAGGAUCUUCCAUUCUCUUGUAUUAUACCUUUCAGUCUCAAUCACUUUAUUACAGCUUGAUCUUUUUAAAUCCUACUUUGGAUUUUCUGAGCUUCUGGGAGGUACUCUGGAUUGUGGGAAUUACAGACUUCAUCCUUAAAUUCCUCUUCAUGGGCUUCAAAUGCCUUAUUUUGUUGGUGCCUUCUUUCGUGAUAUCUUUUAAAUCCAAGGGCUAUUGGUAUAUGCUUAUAGAAGAAUUAUGUCAGUAUUAUCGAACUUUUGUUCCUAUUCCAGUUUGGUUUCGUUACCUUGUUAGCUAUGGGGAGUUAGGAGGCAGUGUAACAGGAUGGAGUCUUGGGAUUCUACUGGGUCUACUCUACCUCAUUCUAAAACUUCUAGACUUUUUUGGGCAUCUGAGAACUUUCAGGCGGGCUUUACGGAUAUUUUUAACACGACCAAGUUAUGGGGUGACAGCCUCCAAGAGACAGUGUUCAGAAGCUGAUGAACUUUGUUCCAUCUGUCAGGCUGAAUUCCAGAAGCCUAUCCUUCUUAUCUGCCAGCAUAUAUUUUGUGAAGAGUGUAUCACGUUAUGGUUUAAUAGAGAGAAAACAUGUCCACUUUGCAGAACUGUUAUUUCAGACCAUGUAAACAAAUGGAAAGAUGGAGCCACUUCAUCACAUCUUCAGAUUUAUUAAAUCCUGUCAACUGCUAUUUGGUGUUUAUAGGAUGCUGGUUUUCAUUUGAUAUUUAAGUAAUGUGGGUACUGCUAUAAUUUAAUUUUAAAUGGAUUUCCAGUGUUUUUUAAUUCAAAACUAACUUUUAAGCAUCCAAAUCAGACAUUUUAGACUAUUAGAAACAAGUUAAAGGAAAUUCUGUCUACAGACAUGAAAUUUUAAGAAUUAAAUGGGUAAAAAGCAACCCUGUGUUAUUUUGAUUUUUCUUCUAGUUCAGUGUUGUUCAAACAUCACUUUCAUCCGUGUAUACUUAAAGAUGUAUGUAAUGAUAAAUUGUUUUCAGUAGGUAGUUGGAAAACUAGUAGUAGUUUGUUUUGAGGAAAUCGGGCAUUUUUUCCUGCCAGAAUUCGAAAUUUUAUUUUUCCGUGGUUUUAGGUACAUGUAUAUAAAACAAUUCUACCUUUUUAAGAGAGCAUUAACUUUUAGAAACCCAAUUCUGAAUUAUUCCUACUAUUAUUCUUAUGCUCCCAUAAGACAUUUCAGUGUAUUUUUCCUAUGUUGGCUUUUAAGAAUAACAAUACCUAUAAAAUAUUUUAUAAAAUUUAUAUUUUUAAAAUGUAAAAUUCUAAAUACUAUAUUUUGUCUAAAUCAGAUUUUCCAAGUCAAAGGGACUGACCAGGGAAGGUAUAUUUUGACUUGUAUUGUUAACUGUAACUAUCAAUCAAUGAGAAUAAAUGAAAUUUAAAAUUUUUUGGUAGACUUUUUACACACAUGCUGCUUGUCAACUUAGGUGUGCAUUAUUUUUGUUUUUAUCUAGUGGUACUGACCUUGAAUAGUUAAACAAUAUAAUUUGUUGAUGAUAUUAUUACACCAAGAGCAAACUCCAAAAAUUUACCCUGAAUCUGAAAAGAUUGAUUGCAUAUUUUUAAAGCCACAAAAUGAUUUAAUUUGUUUCAAUCUUCUUUCUAUCCACUUUUUUUUUUUUUUUUAAAGCACUGUUCCUGUAGUUCACUUUGGGGCUACUGUGCCCUUGAAAAAUCAGGCUUUCUUCCUUUAUUAAUUAUUGUACAGCUUUUGGGCUAUUAUUUUGUAACUUAUUUUUUAGUUACACAAAAGCUAAUAUUUCUUUUGACUUAAUUUGUUCUACACAUGAAAAGAAAGCAUAUUUAAUCCCUUUACUUCCCUGAGGAAAUGGUAUUGAAGUAUUAUCAAAUGAGUCAGUGCUACAUAAAUGGAAAAGUUGUCACCUUACAUUAGUAAGCUAAUUCUCAGAAUUAUAUUUUCAUUCUUGGAAGAAAACUCAAUUAAAGAACUUAGUAGAGAAUUUUUAUGCAGAACAGACUUGUCAAAAAGUUCAAAUUUUGUAUCAAAUCAUUUUCCUUUUCGUUUAAGUUUUAUAAAAAUUAGAAGAAUUUUCCAUUUUUGCUGCUACAAAUUCAUGAGUUGUUUUAUGAUUUCUGUAAAAGUAGCAUAUCAUAUUGCAUCACUGUAUUUCAAGGAAUAUAUUUGUACUUAAUGCAUUUUUCCAGGGUUGGCUUUUUAUUAAGUCAAUUUUCUGUAAGUUCUUUGUUUUAAAAGCUUGUUAGAGCAUGGGAUGAAAUCUUCCCUUGAAAGUUUCUUGAAAUUGUGUUCUAAUUGGUAUUUAAUUAGAGUUUUUACCCAUGGUGCCUUUUAAAUUUGCAAUAUGCCUUAACUGGGCAGAGGAGCUUCCUUGCUUCCUAUAGUUCCCCCAAGAGUUUGCUAAAGUUGGUAGGGUGGAGGGAUCUUUGUUCUAUCUGCUAAAGCAUUAGAGCUACCAGUUUAAGAGCUAAUAUUCUCUGCAAACUCCCUUAAUUUGACCCACAAAUUGCUAUGGGUGGCCCUAAUAAAAAGAAAUGUAGAGAAAAUUGCUAAGUAAAAUUAGAUUGGGCUGUGUAUCACCUAGAUCACAGAUUCUUUAGUGGGGAGGAAGUGGGGUGAAGAGAGGCAAUUGAGAUUUAGUGACUUGUCCAGGGUCACACUGCUAGUAAGUGUCAGAGACCUGAUUUGAACUUGGGUCAUUCUGACUCCAGGGCUAGUGCUCUAUCCAUUGCACUGCCUAGCAGCCCUCUAGAUCACAGGUUAUUAAUCUGAGAUCCAUGAAUACAUUAUAAAGAACAUUUUGCUAACUGUCUUUCAAUAUAAUCAGUUUCCUUUAUAAUACUAUAUAUUUUAUUCAUUUAAAAACAUUACGAUUAAAGUUCCGUUCCAGAAGGGCCUGUGACACUAAAAAGUUAAGAAAUUCUGGGAUGGAUUGUAUGAUAGACUAAUUAUAGGCAGGAAGAUCUGCAUCAGGCAUUUGGGGGGUUUAUACUGUUGUUCUUCCAUUUCUCAAUUUAUUCUUGGAAUGUCAUCUCUUUUUAUAAGAUUACUAUUUAUACCUCAAAUAAUGCUUUAUUAGCACCACUACUGCCCUCUUCCUUCAGCAAUUUUUCUCUCCAGUGGAAUUCAUAUUUUGUGCUACCUUUCCACUUGUAUAUUGUUAUGUUAUAGUUAUUUGUCUCAGAUUGUAAGCUCUUUGAGGGCAGGGAUUGUGCCUUAUAUAAAUUGUGUAGGAUGUGGUAGCUCAGUGCUAUUACACAGGUAACUAAUAAAUAUUUGAAUUUGAAGCCAGUUUGGGACUAAAAAACUUGAACAGCACAUGAUUUAAUGUUGUCUUAACUUUUUCUGGUUAAAACUCAUCACUAUAGCACCCAUAAAGCAUCUAGACUCCAAGUCAUUUCUGCUACGAGUUCUCUCUGUACGAGUUCCCAACAAGUCAUACCUAUACCUAUCUCUAUUUUGAAGUUUUACUUUACUUCUAUAUAUCUAUACUUCUAUAGCUAAGAACAAUGACAAAUUGGGUAGCAUGGGACUGGGCCAUAAAUACCCUAGUGAAGUAGAGAGACACUCUUAUGCUAACCUUAGGAGAUGCUGAAGGUGCAAAAGAACUGGAGUACAUUUCUUGAAACAAAGCCUACUUUGUCUUCUCUUAACACAUUCAUUAUGAAGGCGGGGAGGGGGGAAUCCACUAUUUCACAAAAAGGUGCAAUGUUAAUCUGAGAACUACUAAAAGCAAAGUUUUAAAAACUAUUAUCAUAUACAGAAGUCUCCCUUUGCAGGAUGAUCCUAUGUACAACCCCUAGAUGAACUCAUGAACUUUCUUUUCUCUCUAGCUGUGAUUUGUCUCCUCAGGGUCUCAUUUCCUACCUAUCUUAUUUUUAACUUUAUCUUGUAUGCCUUUUAGAAAUUAAAUCUUCUCUUCCUAGCUCAAAAUUAUUAUCUUCCUCGCUCAAAAUUAUUAUCUUCCUCAUAACUUUUCUCACCACUUUGGACUUUUCAUAAAUCUUAUUCUACCUUCUAUUUUAAUUGUGUAAAUAUGUCAUCUUUGUAGGCACUGUAGGCAUUCAUGUGUAUUUUGUGUCAGCCAUUUUGUUUUGUCCCAAUGAUUUAGCGCCCAAAUAUUUUCAGAAUCUAAUAAAAAGGAGGGAUAAGUGGA